ACGACACUGCAGAGAUAAAGAUUUGCAUUUUCUGUUUCAUACUUUAUUUGCUUUAAAUUUAAGAAAGUGUUGGCUGAAUGACGAACUGUCCGUGGUCCUGAAUGAUGAACUGUCCCUGGUCCUGAAUGAUGAGCUGUCCCUGGUCCUGAAUGUGAGCUGUCUGCGGUCUGAACUUUACAAUCCUACAAUCCUGCCAUGUAGCAUGUUUUUAUUACUAAAAUAAUCUUUUAGGGUGAGUAAAUGUUAACAUCAGGCGUAUGUCACUACUGUGAAAACCAUCAUAUGAAACUGCAUGUAAAACUACAACGUCUCUGGUUGCAUGAAACAUAAGUUUUUCCUAAAUGUCUGUAGUCGUGAUGCCUCAUGUUCACCGACAGGAGGUCACAUUUACCAACUUUUUUUUUUUUUUUAAUUUACCACUACAUCACUGCAUCACAACCAAUGGGUACAGUCCAGAGCAAAGCAACAUGUCAACGGGAUGACGUUGUUGCUGGCGUAGGGCUGCAGUUUGAUGGCUCCUACUAAAUGAAUGCAGUGGGAAUGGACGAGCAAGACACACUGCUGGUCAGACAGGGCGCGCUGCUGACCUCCAAACUCAUUGUUACUUUAUCAGGAUUUCUUAUCAGAGUUUCACUUGUGAGGAUUUCUGCCUUGUUUGUUUUUUUCUCUGCAGGGAUACGUGUUGGUUGACCUCUCUGACUGUAUUCUUUAUUAUAAGAUACUGGGUGAGGACACAACAUGCUGUCGUCCCUGAAGACCCUGCUGCUGCUCUCGGUCCUGUGCACACCGACUUCCAGCUUGUGCCUCCGUCUCUACCAGACUCGCUCCGACCUCCUGUGCGAUGACCAGGUGUCAGUCGGGCUCCGGAGUGACGAAGACGAGCCGGGCUACUCCCCCAUGGACGACUGGGGGUCGCUCCUGCAGUCCGCGGAGUAUCUCUCCUCCUCCUCAUCUUCCUCCUCCUCUUCCUCCUCUGCCGAGUCCAGCCGAGAAAAAAGGACCUCAAGUCCCGCAAACUAUCGCUUCAUGAGCAGGACGAAGCUCAGAGGGCAGAUGCUCCGGAACAGCAGCAAAGGGGACCGGAGGAGCAGACUGACCCUGUCCCUGGACGUCCCCACCAACAUCAUGAACGUCCUCUUUGAUGUGGCCAAGGCCAAAAACCUGCGAGCAAAGGCGGCGGAGAACGCGCGUCUCCUGGCGCAGAUUGGACGGAGAAAGUGAACAUGUUGGACAACUUUAAUUUAACAGACAGCCAUGACCAGUGUUGGCCUCGCUACUCAGUUGUACUGAAUUAUUUCUUGUUCACUUUUAAAGUUAUUGUGUUGAUUUGUUCCUCCAGGGUAACGGUAUUUUCUUCUAAAUACCCACACAUUACAGGUAAAGAAGCGUUUCUCAUAUCGCGAUAACUUAGUUGCUCUCAUGUGAAAGGUCUUUGGGAUCAAAGUCUCUCAUCUUUUUUUGCUCCAAUAAAAACACUAAGGAAACGUCUAUUAGGGACUAAAAGUUGGAUGAUGAUUCUUGAUUUUUUUUGUUUUAGGACAGCUCAGCUUCAAACUCGUAAAUAAUAGGUACAACAUUUGAUCGAUAAAUCUAGUUGACUAGAACUGUCAAAUUUACGAAGUUAUUUAUUCUUAAAUUAAUUUUGAACGUUUAAUUUAUUUAUGUUGCAGUUUCGGUGUGAAUAGUCCACUUGUUUCUUAUGCAGUAUCGGACAUUUUCCAGCAACAGUGUCACUAUCUUGAAUCAAGACAGAGUAAGGUCAAGAGCAAUAAGGACAAAGUCAUUUCACUUGUAUCAAGAUGAUUGAUAAUUUCAGCCAAUAGGACAUGAGACAUAUACUUUUUGCAUUAGAAACAAGUGAAAUGAUCUCACACUGUGGCAGAUUCCUUUCAAGUCUAAAAAGAAACUUUUAAGAUUCCUGUUCAUAAUAUUAUUGUUGUUGUUAUUAUUAUUAUUAUUAAAGACUGAAGAUGGGCAUUGGUUGCAAUUAAGCAGGCACAGAUCUCAGAUUUUCUUUUCCAGUAAAAUGAAUUCUUAAUGCCUUUACUUUACCCCAGAGUCAUCAAAAUUUAAAUCUUAGACUAAAGAAGAACAAGGAAGCAGCUGUGAUGAUCAAUUCUUACGUCCUUAGCAAAAGACCAAUGAAAUGUUUUGCUAUUCUGUUGCAUAAUCGUUACAUUUAUUUUUAUGUUUUUUUUCUCUUUAUGACUUUGUUGUACAUGGGAGCCUGUAACUAUUCCAGGUUUGAGGUGAAAACACAGAGUGGCAAAACGCAACAUCGAGCACUGACACUGAGCUAUUGUACAAACCAACUACAUGAUCAUGAAAUACAGUAAAAUGCAAAUGCAUGGGAAUGUAUGUGUUCAUCAGAUGUCUGUUAUUUUUAUAUUCAAAAUAAAGGAUUAUUUUUCCUCAAAUAAAGCAGAUGUAACUAACUA
Seriola aureovittata is the source of this 2438-nucleotide messenger RNA. RefSeq names its product urocortin 3, like (gene ucn3l). Gene Ontology annotation, molecular function: hormone activity; corticotropin-releasing hormone receptor 2 binding. The transcript is spliced from 2 exons. Gene Ontology annotation, biological process: cellular response to nutrient levels; digestion; hormone-mediated signaling pathway. Gene Ontology annotation, cellular component: extracellular region. NCBI's taxonomy places the organism in Eukaryota, Metazoa, Chordata, Actinopteri, Carangiformes, Carangidae. The coding region runs from base 739 to 1221 and encodes 160 amino acids. The record is from RefSeq and is a predicted model, not a curated record.